Protobothrops mucrosquamatus (brown spotted pit viper) is the source of this 4731-nucleotide messenger RNA. It is a transcript of the gene THBS1, whose product is annotated as thrombospondin 1. The coding region runs from base 1 to 3501 and encodes 1166 amino acids. Gene Ontology annotation, cellular component: extracellular region. Lineage: Eukaryota; Metazoa; Chordata; Lepidosauria; Squamata; Viperidae. The record is from RefSeq and is a predicted model, not a curated record. Gene Ontology annotation, molecular function: protein binding; calcium ion binding. The transcript is spliced from 21 exons. Gene Ontology annotation, biological process: cell adhesion; negative regulation of angiogenesis.
AUGGAGCUCUCCGGUGGUCUCUUUCUCCUUCUGAUGCUUGGAGUCUGCACAACAAACCGGAUUCCAGAGACUAGUGAUGACAACAGUGUUUUUGAUCUCUUUGAGUUAAUUGGCUUGGGCCGCAAGGGAGCCCACAAAGGAUUGGGGGUGCAUCCGGUAAAAGGACUAGAGCUUUCCAGCCCUGCCUACCGCAUAGAUGACGCCACCCGUAUCCCUGCUGUUUCUGAUCACAAAUUCCAAGACAUUCUUUAUUCCAUCCAAGCUGAGAAGGGCUUCAUCUUGUUAGCUAAUCUUCGUCCGAUAAAGAAGGAUGCUGGCACCAUAUUGGCCGUGGAGCGCAAGGACAACUCUGGCUACGUUUUUAAGUUGGUGCUCAAUGGCAAGGCGAAAACAUUGGACUUGAGUGUCUUUCCUGAGGAAGGCAAUCAAAGUUUGGUGUCAGUGGAGGAGGUGAAGUUGCCCAUUGCACGAUGGAGUAGCAUCAUCCUCUUUGUGCAAGAGGAUCAGGCUCAACUCUAUGUGGGCUGUGAUAAAAUGACAAAUGUUGAGCUGGAAAUUCCUAUUCAAGACAUCUUCACUCGGGAUCUGUCCAACAGCGCCAGACUCCGCAUUGCUAAAGGAGGAGUUAAUGACAACUUCCAGGGAAUGCUGCAGAAUGUGCGGUUUGUGUUUGGAACUACACUGGAAACCAUCCUGAGGAAUAAAGGCUGCCAGAGCUCUACUGGAACACUUAUUAAAUUAGACAAUCCCAUGAAUGGCUCCCGCCCAGCCAUUCGCACCAACUACAUUGGCCAGAAAACCAAGGACAUCUGUGGCUUUUCUUGUGACGACCUAACCAAAAUGUUUAUAGAACUGCAAAGCCUGCGUGCCCUGGUUACAAAAGUUGAAAAAUCUGUCAACCAUAUGGAACUUAUCGCCCCACAUAAUAUAAAGAAAGGAAUAUGCCUCCACAAUAAUGUUGUGUAUGAAAAUGCAGCUGAGUGGACCACUGACACCUGUACCACAUGUACCUGCCAGAAUUCUGCUGUAAUGUGCCAUAAAGUAUCUUGUCCUCUCAUGCCUUGUUCCAAUGCCACAGUUCCUGAUGGUGAAUGCUGCCCAAGGUGUUGGCCAAGCGAUUCUGCCGAUGAUGCUUGGUCUCCCUGGUCUGAAUGGACCACUUGCUCUACAACCUGUGGCAAUGGGAUUCAGCAGAGAGGCCGCUCUUGUGACAGAAUCAACCAUCUUUGUGAAGGCUCCUCAGUGCAAACACGGAUAUGUAAUAUGCAAGAAUGUGAUAAGAGAUUCAGACAGAACGGUGCUUGGAGCCAUUGGUCCCCUUGGUCUUCCUGCUCUGUUACUUGUGGAACUGGGUUAAUCACUCGAAUCCGUCUGUGCAAUUCUCCACUUCCUCAGAUGGGAGGCAAAACGUGUGAAGGAGAGGCACGAGAAAACAUGCCUUGCCAGAAAAGCCCCUGCCCAAUUAAUGGGAACUGGGGGCCAUGGUCACCUUGGGAUGCCUGUCCAAUUACGUGUGGCGGAGGCAUUCAGAAACGCAGCCGUCUCUGCAACAAUCCAGAGCCCAAAUUUGAAGGGAAGGAUUGCAUUGGUGAUGCAACAGCCACUCAGAUGUGCAACAAGCAGGAUUGCCCAAUCGAUGGAUGCCUGUCUAAUCCUUGUUUUGCGGGAACUAAAUGCACUAGUUUCCCUGAUGGUUCCUGGAAAUGUGGUCCGUGCCCUGUUGGCUAUCAAGGAAAUGGAAUUAGAUGCAAAGAUAUUGAUGAAUGCCAAGAGGUUCCAGAUGCUUGCUUUGUACUUGGUGGAGUGCACAGAUGUGAGAAUACUGUACCUGGUUAUCACUGCCUGCCUUGUCCCUCCCGCUUUACAGGACCACAGCCUUUUGGUCGGGGUGUGGAAGAUGCAAUGGCAAAGAAACAGGUGUGCAAGCCACGUAACCCAUGUGCUGAUGGAACUCACACCUGCAACAAAUAUGCCAAGUGCAUCUACCUUGGACACUUCAGUGACCCGAUGUAUCGCUGUGAAUGUAAACCAGGGUAUGCCGGUAAUGGGAUUAUCUGUGGAGAAGACACUGACUUAGAUGGAUGGCCAAAUGAGAACCUUCACUGUGUUGCCAAUGCUACUUAUCACUGCACUAAAGAUAAUUGCCCCAAUCUUCCCAAUUCUGGACAGGAAGACUAUGAUGAUGAUGGAAUUGGUGAUGCCUGUGAUGAUGAUGAUGACAAUGACAAGAUUCCAGAUGAUAGGGAUAACUGUCCAUUCAAUUACAAUCCACAACAGUAUGACUACGAUAGGGAUGAUGUUGGUGAUCGCUGUGAUAAUUGCCCAUACAAUCACAAUCCUCUUCAGAUAGACACAGACCAAAACGGAGAAGGCGAUGCUUGUGCUGUGGAUAUCGAUGGAGAUGGCAUUCUUAAUGAAAGAGACAACUGCCAAUAUGUGUACAAUGUGGAUCAGACGGAUUUAGACUUGGAUGGUGUUGGAGAUCAGUGUGACAACUGUCCAUUGGCACAUAAUCCAGAUCAGAUGGAUUCCGAUUCCGAUCGCAUAGGGGAUAAGUGUGAUGACAAUCAGGAUAUUGAUGAAGAUGGCCACCAGAAUAAUCUUGAUAACUGUCCUUACGUGCCCAAUGCUAACCAAGCUGACCAUGACAAGGAUGGGAAGGGGGAUGCCUGUGACCACGAUGAUGACAAUGAUGGUGUUCCUGAUGACAGAGAUAAUUGCAGAUUGGUUCCCAACCCAGACCAAGUUGAUUCGGAUGGUGAUGGACGUGGAGAUGCAUGCAAAGAUGACUUUGACAAUGAUAACGUUAAUGACAUUGAUGACGUCUGCCCUGAGAAUGUUCACAUAAGUGAGACAGAUUUCCGUCGAUUCCAGAUGAUUCCCUUGGAUCCGAAGGGAACAUCUCAAAUUGAUCCCAACUGGAUUGUUCGUCACAAAGGCAAAGAACUGGUUCAGACUGUCAACUGUGAUCCUGGACUUGCUAUUGGUUUUGAUGAAUUUAAUGCUGUUGACUUCAGUGGCACUUUCUUCAUUAACACGGAAAGAGAUGAUGACUAUGCUGGCUUUGUAUUUGGGUAUCAAUCCAGCAGCCGUUUUUAUGUGGUCAUGUGGAAGCAAGUUACCCAAACGUAUUGGGAAUCACAGCCAACCAAAGCUCAGGGAUAUUCAGGUCUUUCUAUCAAAGUAGUGAACUCCACCACGGGCCCUGGAAUGCACCUUCGUAAUGCCUUGUGGCAUACUGGAAAUACUCCUGAACAGGUAAAGACCUUGUGGCAUGACCCUCGUCAGAUAGGUUGGAAAGAUUUCACUGCUUACAGAUGGCGUCUCACUCACAGGCCAAAAACUGGCUUCAUUAGAGUGGUGAUGUAUGAAGGAAAGAAGAUCAUGGCUGACUCUGGCCCCCUCUAUGACAAAACCUAUGCUGGUGGUCGCUUAGGGUUGUUUGUCUUCUCUCAAGAAAUGACAUUCUUCUCUGAUCUAAAAUAUGAGUGUAAAGAUUAAUGAUUGGAAGGCAAUUAAUUAUAGAAAUUCAAAAUGCUGGUAUUGCACCUUCUGAACUGUAAAAUUUCUAGGAACCUUGGGGGACCAUUUGUUGUGUUUUGUUUUGUUUUUGCUCAUUCCUCUCUUCCUGCCUUCAUGAGACUCUGACUACAUGACCUGUUUCAAGGGAAUGCUUUUGAGAGAGAGAAAUUUGCAAAUCUUCCCAUCUGACCUCUGUUAACACAGAAGAAACAUGUCUUUCAGAAACAAGAACAUUCCUACGUUUCAGAAAUGAAUAAUCAUUUCUUUGAGAAAGAUGUUUGUGUAGCUGGGCAUUGUCACUGCCUCUUUUUAACUGGAGGUCCAAUGGAUCAGCACUUUUGCAACAAGGGUAUCUUUAUGUGGACUACUUAAAAAUUAAACCAGAGGUUUCCAUCUAUAGAAGAAGGAAGGGAAGAAGAUUUGAAUUAGGUUUGAGUUUGCCUCACUUUCUAAAAGAGGACUAUGCUUCCUGGGGUUUAUAUCAAGCUAAAUUGGAUGAAUUGUUACAUACUGUCCUGGACAAUGCAGAUUUGCUCAGGCGUAAGCCCCACUUAAUUCAGCAGUAUGGAUCACUUUAUGCUCACACCUAAGAUUAUACCUUAGUUCUGUUUCCACAAAUAGGGCCUACUUUGCUUAAUUGUGUAGGAAAAUACUUGCAAGUUAUACUUGCUAACUAGCCACAUGCAAUAUUAACAAAUUUAAAAAAAAAUCUAUAAUGGGGCAAAUGAAACAACUAUUCUGGCACAUUUGAUUGAAGCAGGUUUAUGGAAAAAGGGGCAGCAAGGAACAUAUGGGUAAAGCAAGAUUUCCCGUGCCGCUGCAUCCACAAUCUGGUUCUCAUACAGAUUCAGCAACAAUAUUAAAGUGUCAAAGAGCACUUUCAUCUCAAUUUAGCACUUGUGGUGGCCUUCAGUAACAUUUUAAACAUUUUUAUGAAAGUUUCAAAAGCACAAUGAGUGAAUACAGUUACAUACAGAAUUCUGUUCUACAAAAUGCAAGGGCGAGUUUAAAAAAAUGUUUCCAAAAAUGAUUUUUGUGGAAGAUAUCUGUAGAUAAAAUAAAAUGUAAAAUAUUUAUUUUUUACCUAUCCUGCCUGUUCUGAAAAGCAAAGGACUAAUAGAUUGAAACGGAAACAAUGCGUCAAGACUAUCCAUUUUGCUACAUGUUUUCUAUGACAGAAAGAUUGUAAAUAAAGGUUAUUUAUUGUUC